Messenger RNA from Symbiodinium necroappetens, 2034 nucleotides. NCBI's taxonomy places the organism in Eukaryota, Dinophyceae, Suessiales, Symbiodiniaceae. The record is from the annotation of a GenBank genome assembly.
AUGGCGCCGAAGAGGUCAAAAUCGCAGGAGCCAUCCCGGCGUCAGCCCAGCCCUGCUCCACAACGCUCAAAGCUCGAAUCGAAAGGAGGCAAGCCGAGGCCGACCAAGUCUGUUCCAAAGUCGAAAGCUGCUCCAAAGGCUACCGCGAGGCCUGCAACAAACCCCAAGGGCAAGCUGGAAGAAAUCUUGGAAAAGGCGCGAUCCGAUACACAUAAGCGAGCUGCCGACGUCGAAGUGCGUCUCCGUGAGGCGUUGGUCCGAAAGGAGGCGCAGCUUGAACUGGCAAUGCAGAAGGCAGGGGACAUGGAACAGAAGGCCGUUCUCGAGCAGAGGAGAGCAGAGGAGGCGGUCAGAAGGGCAGCAUUUGCGGAGGGACAGGCCGAGGAACUCCGGCAGCGGGCCUCGCGAGUUGAGGAGCUACAGCUGGAAGUGGCGCACAAGGAGGCUCGAGCAGCAGAUGCAGAAGCCAGAGCAGAGGUGUUGGGUCAGAUGCAGGAGAAGUUUCAGCGCACUCUGCCUGACAUGGUCAAAUCCAUCGCGGAGGGCAUGGUACUCUGCCGCGGCCGGCGUGAUUCAGCUCUGUGCGACUCUGCUGGCAUAUCCGGCUUCCGUGGGGUGGCGGCAAAACUCGAGCUGGAGGACUCUCCAGGCUCUCUGAAAUCAAACCCUGCCACAAUCCCUCUUCUGGAUGCGGAGGACGGCAAGGACAGUGAUGGUAAGUCGAAGACGACGGGUCUGGCUCCGGAUGAUGCUGCAUCCGAACUGCUUAAGUUCUAUGGACAGAACGACGGCGCACGUCCUGCGCCAAGAUUUGGCCCAGUGAAGGAUGAUCGUGCUAUGGAUGCAGAUUCUGCGCCCCAGAGAAGAUUCACCGCAGCAAUCACCGAGUACGAGGACGUAGGAGGGCACGUGGAGUAUUGCUUGAAAGUGGAACAUUGCAGUGGAAUUUCUUGGACGACCUGGCGGCGAUUUUCCGACUUCCAUCACGCGCAUGAGGAGCUGUGCUCUCUUGUGGAUGCUAGAGACCUGCCUCCCGGUCCUGAGAGAUCUUGGCUUCCGGCCUUUACACAGUCGCUUUCGGUGGAGUUCUGUGAGCAGAGGGAGCAGGAACUGAGCAGAUAUCUGCAGCGGCUCUUGGGCCACAGCGCUGCGGCUCCGGCACCGCUGCGGAGUUUGUUGGGGUUGAGGCGCCCGGACACUCCCGGGAGCCUGCGGGUGGUGCCCAAGGCGGGGGUGUUGGAGUUGGAGGUGAAACCCCCGGAGGCGCAGACUUUCCCUGACGACUGUCAGAGAUCCUCGAAAGUUUCGGAGCUCGGGGGUCCAGUGGAUGGCUACUACAUCGAGGUGGUGAACCUCGACUCUGGCGGCAAACACCGCUUGGCGCGAGACGUUGGGGCUUCAGGCACUCUGCCUCAGAAAGCACAGGUGGGCCAUCUGGACAGUGGAAGGCACCUUUUUGUCGUGGCCGCUUACAACGGCGCCGGCUGCUCUGGCCAAGUUUCAAUAACUGUUGAUCCUGCCCUUGCGUUUGCAAGUGCGGAGCGGGCGGCGCCUCCUUUCAGAAGCGGAGCGGGCAUGGGCCAAGCCGAGCCCGAGCCACGGCAUCCUGCCGCCCUCCCUGCCCAGAAUGCCUCGCGCCACGGAGGCUACGUCAGGCACGUGGGUUCUCAGCCCCCUCUCCCUAGAGAAACGUGCCUCCCCCCUGCCCCGACUCCACUUGGGCCCUCCGCGGGGCCCUCUGGCCGACCAAUUCCGGGCCCGCUGCCGGCCAGCCGGAUCCUGACAGAGACUCGUGGGAAAGUUGGUGUGCGAGCCACGGCAGAUGUACACAGGAAGAGUCCCGGGCCUGAAGAGGACGAGGAUUUGAUGUGCGUGGUUUGCCUGGCCUCGCCGAAAACCCACGCUUUCGUCCCCUGCGGUCACCGUGCCAUUGCCGGCAGUUGGAUGUCUGCUAGCGUAAGGCGUUCGUGUUUGGUAAGGAGUCUUGCAUCGAGCACGUUAAUCGAGAGCUGUGCUGUUCAGAAGUUCAGAUAG